Messenger RNA from Spirodela intermedia, 510 nucleotides. The record is from the annotation of a GenBank genome assembly. Lineage: Eukaryota; Viridiplantae; Streptophyta; Magnoliopsida; Alismatales; Araceae.
AUGGGAAAGACUUUCCCUUCCUCUGGGCCAUUUCAGGCGUCGUCCAGCACAGCCCCAGGGGACGGGGAGACGAAGGGUCCUCCGUUGCCAUUCAAUGCGCGCCGGCGCACGGUACUGCUCAGCGGGACCGCCCCGCCAGGGGGCACGCGGUGCGCCGAGAUGGCGGGCAAGACAGCCGCAGACUGCGCGGCGGUCUGCUGCUGCUGUCCGUGCGGGCUGCUGGGUCUGAUGGUGCUGGUUAUGGUGAAGCUUCCGGCAGGACUGUGUCGGCGGUCCUUCCUCCAGCGCCAGCAGAUGAAGAAGAAGAGGAAGAUGAAAACGAGCAUGUACCGCGGCGGCUCUUCGGGGGGAGGCCUUCUUGGGGGCGAGGGCGAGAUGGCUGCCGCAGGGGCCGGGGAACAGCCUGGAGAGAACUCGCCGUCGGCGGAGGUGUCCAAGAUGGAGAAGGAGAUGAGGGCCCAGUUCACGGCUGGAGGCUUUUGGCGGAGCCCCUCCCAAAGAGCGACAUAG